AUGGUGAUCUGUUCCGCGGAUUCGAUGGCCUCUUCGGGAUCCUCAGGGGGAUCGAGCAAGGUCUGGAUCGCGCACGGGAUUGUGUUGGGGGCGGCGGUGGUGGCCGGGGCCUACGCGGCGUUCUACCUCCGCUGGUCUGGUGGCUUCAGGACACGGGUCGUGGGGAUCAUCCCUGCGCGAUUCGCCUCCAGCCGCUUAGAGGGAAAGCCUCUCGUCCAGAUCCUCGGCAAGCCCAUGAUACAGGUGAAGAUGCGCUCAUUUACUUCAAUGCAUUGUCACCGUGUGUUUGUCUACUCAUUUCUUCUGGGUUAAUAUCUGUCGGUCUUCUCGAGCGUCAUUCAAAUUCACAUCGGAUGUGAUCCGACACUGCACACGACCGGUGAGCAAGUAGAAAACCAAUUUUCACGCAAUUACUGUCUUCGGGAGAAAAGAGUAUGGCGCCUCUCCACAUGUUCAGUUUAGUGUAGAUGUUAAAGGAUACUGACAGAAACGGUGAAAUCCUCAUAAAGUAAUACGGGUAAUGCGUCCUCUCGAAUAUUCAUGGAAUAAUUCCGUGUUGGGGGGUUGUUCUACUGUCGACUGUCUCCUGGGGUUCUGAUCGGUCGAUAUAAGUAUUAUUUUCUGAGAAAAUGUCUGACAUUGUGUUUUUGAAACUUUACCCGGAUCUUCCUGAAUGUCCGAAAUGCGGGGCUUUUUGGACAUGAUAUCAAUAGUUUUUCACAGCCUUCCCCUCUCAUCUGCAAAAGCUAGCUAGUGGAAUAGUUGAGUAUUAUCAUUAGCAUGUCUACAUUUACCUCAUCAAAUGAACUGACAGUAGUCUAUGAGGUAUUCAUGUAAACUUGAAACUCAAUCAGUUAUAAGUUCGAAGCUCUAUUUUUCGAAAUUAUUUAUCAUGUUCUAUCCAUCUUCUUAAAAAAUCUUUAAAGAUCAGUUGACCUUGUUUCUCCGAAUCUCUGGAUUAUGCACAGCAUGAAUAAAGAAAAAUGUAGGUCGCGGAUACUGAGACAUCCUCGUUUUACUAAAAUUAAGACAAUGUGAUUGCAUUAAUGAUGCUGCGAGCUAGUUAUUUCUUUGCAGAGGACGUGGGAGAGGUCAAAGUUGGCUACCACACUGGAUCAUGUAGGUAUAAUCAUACUGCCGCCAUUUUCUCAUUACUCAUAUCCUGUUGUUUCCGUGCCGUGCUUCACCUUUCAGUCAGCUCUUAACCAGUCUGAUCCUCAGUGUAAAUUUUUUUAGUUUUCAGUCGAAUUGGUCGUGAUGUUAAGGCACCCUGUCAUGGAUCACUGAUCAGAAAUUUCUUUCUGAAUUUCUGAUGACCAUAUAUCGGUUAAAUUUUCCAAGCGCUGUUUAAUGAUUUAUUAUGUACGAAAUUAUGUAUGAGGAUUACUAUCAGCACCCCCUCCCACUCUUAUAACGUGCUGAAAAUUACAGCUAAUAGAUCUUACUAUAGUGCAGAGAAUGGAUGAUGUUGGGUCUGCUUGUAACACUGAUUAAAUGAUGAUUAUUGCUUUGACUUGGCUGAUAAACUAAUAUUCGUCAGAUUGCACUUCAUGGCCUUAAUAAUGUGAUGGGGGAACAAUAUCGCCAAAAUAGUUAUGGCGUGGCUUCUAAUGAACUUUCUAAUCUUUGGGAUAUACCAUCAAACUAGACAAACGAUUUCACAAAUCUACUCAUUACUCGACCACUGCCAAACUAACCAAGCUUGCCCAUCUUAUACAGUAUGUAACAGAUCUCUCUUCGACAACUUUCCCUUGCCAUUCACAAUUGUUCUAGCCAUGUUUUCAUAUUACAGCUUGAACUCGAAACCCAAGUGAGAAUGCAAGCCUGGUGAAUGUGUUGGAAUCCUCUGGUUCGAUUCGGAAGGAAGAUAAUUGAACGGAACAGGAAAUCAAACUAGAACGGAAUAUCGAGCAUCUCUGUCCACAAUAACAGGAAAGUAAGGAGGGGAAAAGAACGGAGAGAGAGGGGUGUCCAGAGGACGCCUCUAGGGUUUGGGGAGGAGGUAAUUCGAGAGACCCCCGGCUCUCCCUGUCGAUCCCUUUUUCUGGAUGCCUUUAUUGUUCCCUUCGACCACCUUUUUAUGUCUCCCCUCGAUAGGCAGCCCUAUUCCAAAUUGCUAUUCAUUCCUCAGUAAGUUGCCCCUCCUCUUUCGGGCGUAUGUUAAACGGACUGUUGGCCGGGAAAUGGGUAUAACAGAAUGUUAUUCCAUGCUGUAGUGGGACGAGGUAAGGAGGAGGUGUAGGGCAUGUAGUCAUUAUGCUCUGUGAACAAGAAUGGCCAUGAGGAAUGGGUGAGUAGAGGACGAAGACGACUACAUUUGCUUUUGAUAUUGGGUGCCACAACCUUUCUCGGUCUCCUGCACUGCGCUUUAGCUAACUAUACAUAGUGAAGCCCUCAGGUUUAAGGAGCUGGGGAAAUAAGUCUCAUAGUUUUAAAUGAAAAAUAAUUGCCUAUCUUAUUUGGUUAUGCUGCUUAUACUUAUUGUUCAUUUGUGUUUUAAGGGCAUAUGUGAAGUACCCAUGAUGAUACGAAAAUAAUCUCUAUAAUAUUUUAGAUAAUUUAAUAUAAAAAUGCCUCAAACUCCCGUUUUUUAUCUGUUUCUGGUUGAUCACGGUUUACCAUUUUUCGUGGGGCUUGAUUGCUAGAUUAUCCCAGGUGAUCAUAUUAAGAUCAUUUCAUCGUCUGCAGCUGGUAGAUUACUUUAAUAUGUUUUUUAAGCCCUUUUUUAAAAAAUUGGGCAGUAGCCUUCUGGUUCUUUAUCGCUUCAAAUUGUAUUUCUUCUAUGUCCAUGAUUAUCGUUUAUUAAAUCAUUCUCAGAAUUAUUUUCCUCUCAUUUUUAAAGUUAUAUUUCCAUUCUCUCUCAGUUGUGGCAACAGAUGAUGAAAGGAUAGCAGAGUGCUGCAGGAGCUUUGGAGCUGAUGUGAUAAUGACAUCAGAAUCUUGUCGAAAUGGUUAGGGCAUCUUCUGUGCCUGCCCUGCGACCAGAAGAGUUUAAGUUAUUUUCUACCCUGAAAUCACUCGGAAUUUGUUUCCCAGGAACUGAGCGUUGCAAUGAAGCACUCCAGAAGCUUGUGAAAAAGUAUGAUGUCGUUGUAAACAUUCAGGGUGAUGAGCCUCUCAUUGAACCAGAGAUAAUAGAUGGUGUCGUGAAAGCUUUACAGGUGAUCUUCUUUUUUUCUUUCUUUUUUUUAAUAAAUAUUCUUUCUGGGAGAAUACCUAACCCUUGCAUGGCAUGCUUGAUGUGUAUCUAUGUAUAUUUAAUAAUUGGAAUAAAAAUAAUAAUUUAAUGGUUAUACUGCUAGGGAGCUCCUGAUGCGGUGUUCAGCACUGCUGUGACAUCCCUGAAACCUGAAGAUGGAGCCGACACCAACCGUGUGAAAUGUAUUGUGGACAAUCAUGGCUAUGCUAUCUAUUUCUCCAGGGGUUUGAUCCCAUACAACAAGUGCGUGCGGCCUCCUUGCGCCUGGAAAUAUCUCCAGGAUUUGAAUCUAAUUUGAAAAAAAAAAAUUAUUAUUUUUAUUAUUAUUAUUAUUAUAUGUUUGAAUGUUCUGUAGGUCGGGAAAAGUCAACCCAAAGUUCCCCUACCUGCUCCAUCUUGGUAUUCAGGUCUUGAUUUAUUGUUUUGGUUGCGAUUUUUAUUUUAUUUUUUUACAAAUCCGGAAGAAAACAAAAAAAAAGGGAAAGAAAUCCUGGCAGCUGACCACUGACUUUCUCUUCAGAGCUACGACUCCAAGUUCUUGAGGAUCUAUCCGGACCUCCCCCCCACUCCCCUGCAGCUGGAGGAAGAUCUGGAGCAGCUGAAGGUUCUUGAGAACGGGUACAAAAUGAAGGUGACUGCAGAGAAUGCGAGUACUCUUUCCAUGAUUCCUUUUAUAGUAACUGUACCUGGUUUUAUUCGGUCACAGGUGAUCAAGGUCGAUCACGAUGCUCACGGUGUCGACACCCCCGAGGACGUCGAGAAGAUCGAAGCCCUGAUGCGAGAGAGGAACCUGGCAUAG
Spirodela intermedia is the source of this 3998-nucleotide messenger RNA. Lineage: Eukaryota; Viridiplantae; Streptophyta; Magnoliopsida; Alismatales; Araceae. The record is from the annotation of a GenBank genome assembly.